GCGCUCCCAGGGGGCGGGGCCAAGAGAGUGGCGCCAAAAAGCGAACAUGGCGCCGGAGCGCUUGCGGAGCCGGGUGCUCUCAGCCUUCAAGCUUCGUGGUUUGCUGCUGCGGAGUGAAGCAAUUAAGUACCUCAUAGAAGCUCUUCAAUCUAUUAGUGAAGUAGAGCUUGAAGAUGCACUGGAAAAGAUCAUCGAUGCAGUUGAAAAGCAACCCUUGUCAUCAAACAUGAUUGAACGGCCUGUCGUGGAAGCAGCAGUUCAGGAAUGCAGUCAGUCUGUAGAUGAGACUAGAGAACAUAUUUUCAAUAUCAUUGGUGCCUUUGAUAGUCCACGCUUUGUGUACAACUCAGAAAGAAAAAAAUUUCUUCCUCUUUCAAUGACCGACCACCCUGCACCAAGUUUAUUUGGAACAGCCAGAGAUAAAGCAGAAGUAUUUCGUGAACGAUACACUAUUUUGCACCAGCGGACACACAGACAUGAAUUAUUCACUCCUCCAGUGAUAGGUUCUCAUCCUGAUGAAAGCGGAAACAAAUUCCAGCUUAAAACAAUAGAAACCUUACUGGGUAGUACAACCAAAAUUGGAGAUGUGAUUGUUCUUGGAAUGAUAACCCAGUUAAAGGAGGGCAAAUUUUUUCUUGAAGACCCUACAGGAACAGUACAACUGGAUCUUAGUAAAGCUCAGUUCCAUAGUGGCUUAUAUACAGAGUCGUGCUUUGUCUUAGCAGAAGGUUGGUUUGAAGAUCAAAUAUUUCAUGUCAAUGCCUUUGGAUUUCCACCUACUGAACCCUCUAGUACUACCAGGGCAUACUAUGGAAAUAUUAAUUUUUUUGGAGGGCCUUCAACUACAUCUGUGAAAACUUCUACAAAAUUAAAACAACUAGAAGAUGAGAAUAAAGAUGCCAUGUUUGUGUUUAUGUCUGAUGUUUGGUUGGACAGAGUAGAAGUAAUGGAAAAACUUCACACCAUGUUUUCUGGUUACUCACCAGCACCUCCAACUUGCUUUAUACUAUGUGGCAAUUUCUCAUCUGCACCAUAUGGAAAAAAUCAAGUUAAGGCUUUGAAAGAGUCCCUAAAAUCUUUGGCAGACAUAAUAUGUGAAUAUCCAAGCAUUCACCAAAGCAGUCGUUUUGUGUUUGUGCCUGGCCCAGAGGAUCCUGGAUUUGGUUCUAUCCUACCAAGGCCACCUCUUGCUGAAUGCAUCACUAAUGAAUUCAAACAGAGAGUACCAUUUUCAGUUUUUACAACUAAUCCCUGCAGAAUUCAGUAUUGUACACAAGAAAUUAUUGUCUUUCGUGAAGACUUGGUGAAUAAAAUGUGCAGGAACUGUGUCCGUUUUCCUAGUAGAAAUUGGGAUAUUCCUAAUCAUUUUGUAAAGACUAUCCUAUCCCAAGGACACCUGACUCCUCUCCCUCUCCACGUCUGCCCAGUGUACUGGGCCUAUGACUAUGCGCUGAGAGUGUAUCCUGUGCCCGACCUACUUGUCAUCGCAGACAAAUACGACCCUUUCUCCUUGACCAAUACUGAGUGCCUCUGCAUAAAUCCUGGCUCAUUUCCAAGAAGUGGAUUUUCAUUCAAGGUUUUUUAUCCUUCCAGUAAGACAAUAGAAGAUAGCAAACUUCAAGGGUUUUGAGAUUAUUAAAGAUCAU
Molecule: messenger RNA, 1646 nt
Organism: Condylura cristata (star-nosed mole)
Lineage: Eukaryota; Metazoa; Chordata; Mammalia; Eulipotyphla; Talpidae
Gene: POLE2
Product: polymerase (DNA directed), epsilon 2, accessory subunit
Exons: 20
Coding region: 47-1630 (527 amino acids)
Biological process (GO): DNA-templated DNA replication; error-prone translesion synthesis
Cellular component (GO): epsilon DNA polymerase complex
Molecular function (GO): DNA binding
Source: RefSeq, a predicted model, not a curated record